UGAUCUGCAGCAAACAAAAAUACACUUACUCGGUCGUUCCAAACACACCGUAAAGUUUUAAACCGACGUGAAUUGCACAGUUGUACCAGUCUUCUUCUCACUGGAACCCAAAACCCUAAUCAGUAUCUAUAGCUGAAGAAAACGUUCCAUAAGAUAGGGACACUCAGAUUUUAGAGAGAGAGAGUACGCGAAUGGUUCCAAAGCUGGAUUUCGUUGUUAAAAUCCACACCAAAAACCUCUGAUUUCUUCUCUGUAACAUGGCCAUCUCCAAACUUUUAACCUCUGAACCCAAACCCAAAAAAACUCGAAAAGGAGAAGAUAUCGAUCAGCUUCGAUCAGAGGUGACUGAGUUCGCUUCAAAACUUGGUCUUGGGUCUGCAAUUUCCUCUGGUUUCGAUGAUUCAGACUUUCGGAAAACUGGUCCCAUAAAGCCCUCUGGUUCUUCGCCCCCUUCAAAAUCCACAAAAAAGAAUGAAAUUAGGGCCUCAAACUCUGAGGAGAAGAGGAGCUCGACUGCCUCAAACUCUAACCAGAAAGCCAACUUUUCAAAGAAGGAUAAAAAACCAAACGGAAUUAGGGCUUUUGGAGAGAAAUCAAACCGAAACAAUGAGACCGUCAUUAGUAGAGAAGCUAUGCCUCCAAUUAAGAAUAAGCUUCCUUUGAUGAAACCCAGCUCCUUAUCGGGGCAAUGGUAUGUGGAUGCUUCAAAAUUGGAGUCGAAAAUUGUCAAAGAAGGUGUAGGCAUUGGUACAAAGCCUUCUGAUGAAUUGGUUAAAGAGAAAUGGGAGGUUGGAGGUAGAUUAAUGGGCCAAUAUGUUGCUGAGUAUGAACAAGCUUCUCAAAAGAGUGGAGAUAUGAGAAUGGUAGCAACUGCUCAAAGGUCAGGUACAGGGGCUGAUAAAGUGGCAGCUUUCACUGUGUUGAUUCAGGAUAACCCAAUUGCCAAUAUGAGAGCUGUCGAUUCCCUUUUAGCAAUGGUGACAUCUAAGGUGGGCAAGCGUCAUGCACUGACUGGUAUCGAUGCAUUAAGGGAAUUAUUCUUGAUGAGUUUGUUGCCAGAUCGAAAGCUGAAAUACUUCUUCCAGCAGCCAUUGAAUUUUUUGCCUGAUACAAAGGAUGGAUAUUCCUUGUUGCUAUUUUGGUAUUGGGAGGACUGCUUAAAGAAAAGGUUUGAACGCUUUGUGCUUGCACUAGAGGAAGCACUUAAAGAUGUGUUAUCCGUUCUUAAGGAUAAAGCUUUGAAGACAUUGUUUGCUCUUCUUAAGAACAAGCCAGAGCAAGAACGCCGUUUACUUUCAGCUCUUGUUAAUAAACUAGGUGAUCCUGAAAGGAAGGCGGCAUCCAAUGCUGGGUAUCAGUUGACUUGUCUUUUGUCUGCCCAUCCAAACAUGAAGGCCGUUGUGAUUGAAGAGGUAGAUUUCUUUGUCUUCCGUCCGCAUGUGGGUUUGCGAGCAAGAUAUCAUGCUGUUAUCUUCUUGAAUCAAGUCCUUCUCAGCAACAAGGGAGAUGGACCGAAACUAGCAAAGCGUUUAAUUGAUAUAUACUUUGCUCUUUUUAAGGUUCUUAUUUCAGAGGUGAGUGAAGAGAAAUCUGACAAGGAUGGUAAUAAAUCAGCCAAGAAGUCUGUGAAGAAAGAUAGCAAGGACGGAAAACCUUCUUUUGAAUCCCCUGUUGAAAUGGAUUCGCGACUUCUAUCAGCCCUUCUAACUGGAGUAAAUAGGGCAUUUCCCUAUGUUUCAACUGAUGAGGCCGAUGCUAUUAUUGAGCAGCAGACUCCAGUUCUCUUUAAAUUGGUUCAUUCAAGGAAUUUCAAUAUUGGGGUUCAGGCAUUGAUGCUUCUUUAUCAACUUUUAGCUAAAAAUCAGACUGUUAGUGACCGCUUUUAUCGUGCUUUGUAUUCAGCUCUGUUGGUGCCUGCUUGUAUGAAAUCAUCAAAGACAGAAAUGUUCUUAGGGCUUGUCUUCAAAGCAAUGAAAAAUGAUGUGAACUUCAGGCGGGUGUCUGCAUUUUCGAAACGUCUCUUGCAGGUUGCACUUCAGCAACCCCCACAAUAUGCUUGCGGUUGCCUUCUGCUUCUCUCGGAAGUGCUUAAAGCAAGACCACCUCUAUGGAAUACUAUGCUACAAAAUGAGUCUGGUGAUGAAGAUUUUGAACAUUUUGAAGAUGUCAAAGAGGAUGGUGAGAAUGUAACUGAGAGUGCUCAAGAGGACAGUGAGAACAUAAAUAGUUGUGCUCGAGAUAUAGUUACGCCUGAUGGCAUACCUACUGAAAAAAAUGCCAUAGAGAGUGAUGGUAAUUCUUCUGAUACGGAAAAUAGUGAAGUACCAAUUCAAGAAUUACAUUCAGAUGAUGAUGGAAAUGAUUCUGUAGAAGAUGACUUGCUUGGAGCUGCUGUGAAUUCAUUGCCAUGUUUUGGGAAACCCUCCAAAGUUGCUUGCCCUGUUGGCGAACCUGCUCAAUUGCCCAAGACAGGCUGUCAAUCUGGAGGGUAUAAUCCAUGGCACCGGGAGCCAGCUUACUGCAAUGCAGACCGUACCAGUUGGUGGGAAUUAUCGGCAUUAGCAUCACACGUGCAUCCAUCCGUGGCAACAAUGGCAAAGACCCUUCUCUCAGGGGCCAAUAUUGUUUAUAAUGGAGAUCCUCUGAAUGAUCUUUCUCUAACAGCUUUCCUUGACAAGUUUGUUGAAAAGAAACCGAAGCCAAACAAGAAAGCGGAAGGGAUAUGGCAUGGUGGCUCUCAAAUUGGCCCUGCUAGAAAGUUGGUGAUGAACAAUCGACUAAUUGGUCCCGAGAUUCUGUCUCUUGCUGAGGAAGAUGUUCCCCCGGAGGACCUGGUCUUCCACCGCUUCUACAUGACCAAGAGCACUAGCUCUUCGAGAAAGAAACUAAAGAAGAAGAAGAAGGAUAGAGAAGAAGCUGGAGAACUAUUUGAAGUUGAUAAUAAUGGGGAAGAGGAGGACUUAGAAGAAGAAGAAGAUGUUGAAGAAGUGGACGAAGUAGAAGAAGUGGAUGGCGGUGAUGAUAGCGAGGAUGAGGAGAUUGAUGGGUUACUUGAGCCAGAAUUUGGCGCCCAGAAAUCUCUGACUGUAUCUGAUGGUGAGUAUGACUAUGACAAGCUGGAUGAGGUUAUUAUGGAGGAGGAUGAUGAGUUAAUUGCUGAUGAUAGUGAUGGUAACAUGGAUUUUCCUAAUGAUGAUGGUGGUGAUGGUGGUUAUAGUGAUGGUGAUGAUGACAGUUAUGUUGAUGAGGAUGAUAUGGAAGCUUCUCAGAAAGUGGAUAGGAAAGGUAAUAAGCGAAAGUCUGGGGCAAGGUCGGGUGCAUCGCCAUUUGCUAGUCUUGAGGAGUACGAUCACCUGUUGAAUGAUGGCGAGGAGAUCGGAGAGGAGACUAGGCCACAGAAGAAAAUGAAAAAGAAGAAUAAGAAAGGAUUGAAUGGUGAUGAAGAGAUGAGAAGGAAGUCACAUAAGAAGAAGAAAGGGUUGAAUGGUAGUGGGGAGAUGAGAGGGGAGUCUGGGCUACAGAAAAGGAAGAGGAAGAAAGGUUCUGAUUAUUGAUUGUUUGGUUAAAUUAUUGUAUUGUGCAUUUAGGGAAGCUUCUCUCCCUCCCCCCAUCUUUGGGGAGUUUGGGAAUGGGAGAUGAGAAUGAGGUCUGGUGCAGCAAAAGGAGGAAAGCCUUUGUCUAAGCGUGUGAGAAAAUUUUUGGCGACUUUUAUGUAGGUGAUAUGGAAGCCUCUGUUCUAGAGAUGCAGAGAGGCCUGCACCGGCAAAGGAAUAUUUUGCAACAAGAAAUGAGAAAAUUUUAUGGAGUUUUCAUUGCGAUUACAAGAAAUUUGAUCUCUCUAUCUCUCUAGAAUUCACAAUCACAUCCAUUUAGUAUCCCAUAAAUAGUUGCUUUC
Molecule: messenger RNA, 3895 nt
Organism: Amborella trichopoda
Lineage: Eukaryota; Viridiplantae; Streptophyta; Magnoliopsida; Amborellales; Amborellaceae
Gene: EDA25
Product: CCAAT-binding factor
Cellular component (GO): nucleus
Source: RefSeq, a predicted model, not a curated record